AUGGCAUUAAGUUGGGAGUUCGCGGCUGGAUGGAUGGAGGUGAGCGAUGCAGCCGAUGCUCAAGCAGGGUCACGCAGCGCGUCACACGCAUUUCUGUUCUCAAACUUGGCCAUGAUUUUAUUACCACUAAUAACCACUCUCUGUCUCGUUAUCCACGCGCACGCCUCUGCACUCACGACCGCAAUCUCAGCCAACGAGCGACUAUGUUUCUACACCGAAGUUGACAAGGCGGGUGAAAAGAUUGGUUUCUAUUUCGCUGUGCAAUCCGGUGGCUCGUUUGAUAUCGACUUUGAUGUCAAAGACCCAAAUGACAAAAUCAUGCUUGAAGGCCAGCGGGAGCGUCAGGGCGACUAUGUUUUCACCGCUAACCACGUCGGCGAAUACGCAUUCUGUUUCGAGAACGACAUGUCAACGCUCACAGAGAAACUUGUCGACUUCGAUAUCAUGGUAGAGAGCGAACCGCGGAGAGACCCGCCAGCGAAGCCUGGUCAAAUUUCUGAACAUACCAGUCCUCUGGAGGAGAGCGUGUUCAGGCUGAACGGGAUGCUGAUGAACGUCAAGAGGACGCAAAAACACUUCCACACACGAGAAAAUCGCGGUUUUUCGAUUGUCAAGUCUACACAAAAUCGCUUGUUCUGGUAUGCGAUCAUUGAAAGCGUCGCUAUAAUUGGCAUGGCUGUCUUUCAGGUCUACGUCUUACAGACAUUCUUCACUAAGACUGGGCGACGGUAUAAAGUUUGA
Molecule: messenger RNA, 741 nt
Organism: Mycena indigotica
Lineage: Eukaryota; Fungi; Basidiomycota; Agaricomycetes; Agaricales; Mycenaceae
Product: Endosomal cargo receptor
Exons: 6
Coding region: 1-741 (246 amino acids)
Biological process (GO): endoplasmic reticulum to Golgi vesicle-mediated transport; protein retention in ER lumen; Golgi organization
Cellular component (GO): endoplasmic reticulum-Golgi intermediate compartment; Golgi apparatus; COPII-coated ER to Golgi transport vesicle
Source: RefSeq, a predicted model, not a curated record